Nylanderia fulva is the source of this 1467-nucleotide messenger RNA. The record is from RefSeq and is a predicted model, not a curated record. NCBI's taxonomy places the organism in Eukaryota, Metazoa, Arthropoda, Insecta, Hymenoptera, Formicidae.
AUGACACCUGCGGUGACACGUCAACGUCUCGUCACCUUGAAGGAAGCCUUUGCCACUUGCCAGAAGCUCGACAGUCGAAUCGGGCUUCAUGCGGACGAUGACGACAAAGCAUCGCAUACCUACUUCACAAAGAAUUCGUUUCUGGAAUGUGAGGACUGCUACAACGAGGCUGCCGACUACAUGGCUGAGGUAUUAGAGAGCUACGAAUCCCGCAUCCCUCCCGCUACAUCAUCACAAAACGUAAGUGGCUUGCAUGAUGUUUUCCGACCCGCGUCGCAUCUUCCGAGGAUCAACCUACCGACCUUCGACGGGAGCAUCGACAAUAGUAAGCAUUCCGUCAAAGAUUGUUCGAAUUCGCGCGUAUGCCGCCAGUGUAAUAAACGUCAUCACACGUUAUUACAUUUCGAUAAUUCGACUCCGCCGGUGCAAACGGAGUCACCGCCAGCAACAAGCGCAAAUGUAAACGAAGUCAUGUCGCAUUUACUAUCGAAAACCGUCGCGCCUAAUCUAAUAUUUUGGCUUGCGACUGCCCGGGUGAGAGUCUAUUCGCCUGUUGGACGUUUUAUAACUGCACGCGCACUUCUGGAUCAAGGUUCCGUUUCUACGUUUAUUACCGAAUCGCUCGCGCAACGUUUACGACUCUCUAAAAUAAAUCGUUCAAUGUUCGUCACCGGCAUCAGCGAGAUGCAAUCCGUUGUCCGUCACGCCGCUCAUCUUACAAUUACGCCGGCGAAUCGCGACGAACCCGCUUAUUCAACGACCGCACUCAUUCUUCGAUCGUUGACAAAAUAUGUACCGAAUCGAAUAAGCACGACGGGUACGUGGAACCAUGUCGACGGACUCCAAUUAGCGGAUAGUGACCCCAUGAGUACCGACCCGAUUGAUAUGAUAAUCGGAGCGGAUUUAUACGGCAUGCUCGUACUCGAUGGUGUUCGACAAGGUUCCGAAACGGAGCCCACCGCGCAAAAUACUACUCUCGGUUGGAUUUUGUCCGGGCCAAUCGCUUCGUCCCCGACCAAUCUUUCGAUUUUUGAGACCGCGCAUCACGGAGUCGUCCUUGAAGCGUUAGAUUUCGACCUUCGUCGUUUCUGGGAGACUGAAGAGGUCCCUCAGACCCAACAUCAUAGCCCUGACGAGCGCAAGUGUGAAGAGCACUUUCUCGCUACCCAUUCCCGCACUCCUCAAGGACGCUAUAUUGUUAGAUUACCGUUUAAAACCGGACCACCACUCUCGUUAGGAGAAUCUCGCUUCAUUGCCGAAUCGAGCCUCUAUCGCUUAGAGCGACGUUUCAAACGCAAUCCAUCUAUCGCUUCAGAAUACCACGACUUUCUCAAGGAAUACGAAAACCUUGGUCAUAUGAUCAAAAUUCCACCGACAGAAAUUGUCCAACCGGAUCAAAGUUAUUACAUACCGCAUCAUGCUGUCUUACGUGACAGUAGUGCAACUACUCGACUGCGUUGUUUUUAA